Anguilla anguilla (European eel) is the source of this 4654-nucleotide messenger RNA. It is a transcript of the gene ofcc1, whose product is annotated as orofacial cleft 1 candidate 1. Gene Ontology annotation, cellular component: perinuclear region of cytoplasm. The record is from RefSeq and is a predicted model, not a curated record. NCBI's taxonomy places the organism in Eukaryota, Metazoa, Chordata, Actinopteri, Anguilliformes, Anguillidae. The transcript is spliced from 22 exons. The coding region runs from base 157 to 3201 and encodes 1014 amino acids.
ACUACUUUCUAAUGACCGGAGAGGUGCGUCACCGUCACCUUGGCGACUCCUUGCACUUUGGAGAUCCGGUUGCAGUUCAGGGGAAGGGGAGAAAGAGAAGCCUUUUCAGGCCCAGUGUACAUACGGAAAUGGUCCUUCACUUCUUUUUCUGAGGAAAUGGACACAUUUGGCUCUAAGUUCCAGCAGAAGGCUCUGAAGCAACCUAAGCAGAAGAAAUCCGAGUCGGCUGAAUUUCUGAUGGGAGAAGACGAGAGAGCCGCUGCGGAAGGUAUUGAAAACCCAGCUUUCGAUGGCAGGGAUGGGGACCUUUCGGCUUAUCACGCUCUGGGAAGUCAAGAAAUUGAACGUGACAAGCAGGAUAGCACCCUUGCAGCUCAGAAACACAAAAUGGAGCUGCAAGCCCCUGCCGAACCAAGAGGAAAUGAAUGCGCCCGAAAUUACUUUGACCCGCCGAUGGCGGAGGAAACCAACCCAAGGCAGUGCAGGAUGGAGGUCGGCACGGAAGAUGAGCUGGAAUUAAAACUUAUGAGAGAGGGUGAACAAGAACUUUAUUACAAGAUGUCAGUGAUGCUGACUGAAGAUGACACUACGACCAUCAUAGAUUUACCAGGUACAGUGCUCCCAGAUGAGGAGGCGGAGGUGAAGAUGGAGGUGACGGCGCGAGGCGCAGCUCUUCUCCCUGCUCCCCCGGGCCGCGGGCGGGCCGCCCAGGAGGAGCCGGUCCCCUGUUACGCGGAGCGGCUGAAGGAGUGUGUGCGGGGUGACGUGAUCGCUCUUGGCAGCCUUUCACCGGAACAGAAUGCGCACUCCGUGAUGCAGAAAGGGAUGUCGCAGGAAGCGGAGCGAGAGGAAAAGAAAAGACUAAUGUCCUUCUUAAGGGGAAAUGCAGAGGAAUUUAAUACACACAGAGAUCUUCACCAGCAAGAACAGAUAUUGCAUGACAAGCUUCACGCAGCUUUUCAACGAGCAGAGAGUCAGUUGCUGAAGGCGCUGCGCAAACGCAAAGGUGAAGUGAUCGCCAAAUAUGGCACCAUGGCCGAAGUCACGGCGCCGCCAGACAGGGAGCAUGGACUUCACUGGCAGGUGGAGUGGAGCCGGACCCCGCAGCCCGUGGAGAUCCACCUGCUCUGUCUGCGAGCCGUCAGGGACAAGCUGCCCAGGGGCCACUACGCGGUGAGCGUGGCCCUCCACGCCCGCCUGGGGGGCCGCGCCCUCCGCUGGUCCCGGCUGAAGGAGCGCCCGUGGGCCGGGACCACCGAGCGCGUGGAGCACCGGGGCCGAUUCCACGACACGGAGCUGCGCCUCGAUCAAAGCGUCUCCACCGUCCUGCCCGCGUCGAGCGACGUGGUGCCGUCGAUGGUCCUGCAGUUCCGCCUCCUCUCCUUUCCCGGGGAGCGCAGUCACGUCAGCACCGUGGCGGCCUGGGGCGCCUUCCCCGUCUGCGACUGCGGCUUCGACAUCGUCCAGGGGAAGUUCAGAACCCCCCUCCUGAGGGGCGAGCGGGCCCCGGCGCUCGACCAGUUCCGCAAGGUGGAGGAGCUGAUGUCGUCCGACCUGGACAACUGGUUGUGCAACCUGUACUUUCAGGUAAAGAAGCUCCCUCGAGGUGCCUCCGACGGGGCGGAGUACAGCGUGGCCCUGGAGGUCCCCUCCCAAUCCCAGCCGUGCGCGGGUGGCGCCCAGGGGCGCGGCUGCGGGACCGUGGAGCCCCAGCCCCAGGGGUCCCCGCUCAGCCUAUCCGCGCGCUCCAGGUGCUCCUCCGCGUCACUGCGAGGAAAGGAUUCGAGUCAAGUGAUCCCAGAAAAUGCAGAGCGGGCGAGCGGUGCCUUCCCAGUGAAAGGAGACACUGGAAUGUGCUACAAGAAGAAUCAAAGCCCAAAGAUCAGUGGCUCAAACCCAUGUCUGAAAGUAAACAUGCCACCUCUUCAGUGUGGCAAACAGGAAAUGAUCUCUGUUGAGGAGCUGGAGGAGUACACAUUCUCCCUACAGCCUCAGCAGUCCUGCGGCAGGCGGGCCGGCGGAGCGGCUGCUGAGCACACACAUUUGGCUCUCCGCAUGUUCCUGUCAGAGCUGGGCCUGUCACAGUGGCGCUCUCCAGAGUUCUGCUUCAUUAUGCUGCUCCUCGCUUUGAUCUGGUUUGUGAGGCUCUACCUGCAUUACUGCAGCCAAUGGCUCUUCCUCCAGGCCAUCGCAGUUCCUGUCAACAAAUUCCGGUUCCAUCCUCACACCGUGGAACUCGUCUACCAGAAUUCCUUGCUUCAUACCCGCGAGGAGUUGGCGAUGGUCGUGAUCGGACCUCUGACCUUGAAUGCAGUUACGUUACUUCUGGUUCUGAUCAGAUGGGGCUGUCAGCUAAUAUUUAGCUCAUUCCCUUCCUUCUUGUCAAAGUUUAUCAUGGCUCUGGGAGUGUGGACAGUGCUCGACCCUCUGGCAGUCUUUGCUGUGGAUGCAAUCCUGGGGCGGCUGGCCUACAGUGCCGAGCAGCCCAUGGCAGACGCCGCCAAGCUGUACUGGCACUUCCACCGAACUGAAAACUCAGGCGCGCCGGGGAUACUGAUCACACUCUUCCUCUACACCGUACUCUUCCUCUGCUCCAUCACCAUCCUCUACAUCUACUUUUUCAGGCUACACAAUGACGGCCGCAUGCUUGACAUCUUCCAGCGCUUGCACUCUAAAGAGGAAGCCUUCUUCAUUCCACAUGAUCUGGAGUUGUCCAACCAGGAGCUGAGCUACAUUGUGAAGAAGGCUGAGCAGUGGAGAGGAUUCAAUGGUGAGAGGAGGAAGGUGGCAGUGUACGACUACAUCUGGAUGGAGGACCCCUCGGCGGGCCGUGCCACCUCCAGCUGUGACCCCCAGCACGGCGCCGGGCCCUCCGGAGCCACGCCUGGCCGCGGGGAGACCAGCACGCGCGUGUCUGUCUACACCCUGCACCUCAGCGGGCUGAGGGAGCAGCACCGGCACUUCCUCAGACAGCCUGACGGGGCCAUCGUGGAGGUGACGGGUAAUGUGGACAGUGCAGAGCCUCCUGAGAGUGUGAUCGCCUGUCCGGGGAAGAGGCCACAGAAGGAUGCUCAGACGUGCUCAUCGGACCAGCUCAGGGAGAGGAAGAAGAAGAAGGCUGCAUGGCGUUCCCACAGGGUUGAGCCAGCAGGGAGAAGCUGCAGUGAGUCUGGGGCGGCGCCCAAACACCUCAGCCUUUGAUCUGGCGCCGAGAGGAUUCCAGUCCCCGCAAACAAAAAAAACCACCGCCUCGGCUCCAAUUACGCCGCGCCAUCCGCGCCGCGGCGCAAACCGCAGUUGAUCACUCCCCGUCAUGUUAAAAAUAAUUGGCCCGGCGCUAUAUUUCUGCAGUGUUUGGGAAAUGAGGACUGCGCCGAUCGAUCGGGAUUCUAAAGCCUUUUCAUCAUGUGUCCGCACCGAGGGCAUUGAUCAGUCUGAAAACACUGUAACCUGUAAACUGCUAAUGGAGGAACACAGGUAAAUCACGUCUUCCGAAUAAAUCACCGAAUAUAAUGCGGGCCCAUGCCCCCAAACAGAGGUGUAGUGAGAGAAUCCCAACAACAGUGAGGUGUAGUGUAAACCAGUAUAAAAUAUACUGUACAGGCAAGAAGCAUAAAUAUGGCGAAUGGGAAGGCCAUUCAUUACCCAAUAAACAAUGUAAAUUAAUGAUUCCAUUAGAAAAUUAAUGAGGGUCAUUAGGUCUUCAUUGCUGCCCCAACAAAAUGAAAAAUGAAGAUUCUAAAAGUCACUAAUCAGAGGGGCAGUGAUAAAAUAUCAAUAUUGGGCACACAUUAAGCUGGAUAAUAUUCAGGCUGGCUUGAUUUGUAUUGAAUAUGUGUCUGGUGGCUGGGCCUUGGCAUAAUGAACUAGCCCACAAAUCACUGCUUAAUGGGAGCCUACUUAUACAUAUUGCUUAAUUAAAGGUUGUGAGCUUAUUAACAUGUGUCUUUGGCAUCGAGCACCGGGGAUGUAAUCUGUGCAUACAGGACCAGGUUGUAAAGGUUUUAUAGAUAGCCUAUCAUAUUAAACUCAUUGUUUAAUCCCCAAUCUUAAUAACCUGUCAUUUUCAUUGAUGAUCCUUCAUUUUACGGUGGUCAUUAUAGCCGAAUUUCUGUAGUGGGAACACUUUUUGGGACUGUCAACCAGAGUGAUCAUUAUCUCAUACUUUUUGGACUGAAGUUUUUUCUUACCCCUACCUGUAUAAACCAUCACUCCAGUGACUGCAGUGCUGUGUGGGGAAAAUUACAGGUAACUUCAGAGUAAUAUUCCUUGCGACCAUGCUUGCUUAUCUUGGAAAGAAAGGAUGAAAAAUCGGUUUUGAAUAAUUCUUUUUUUUUAACAGCUGUCAACGUGUAACCUAAGUGUGAAACUGUCUGUGAUGCAGCAGCUGAUAUUGUGGGAUGCACAACUACUUGUAUUAAACGUAUUUGUAUUAAUCUUGAAAGCGAUAGCUGAAGCCUCAGAAAUUGGGCUUUUCAGUGGGAGUGUCUGAGGGAUGCUCAGUGCAGAUACUCAGUUUGAAUGCUCUGUCAUGCUCUGACCAGCACCACCAGCUUGCUUCACAAGCAAUUCAUACAUUUCUUCAUUAACUGUAAUGAUGUUACAUCUAUAAUCAUGUCAGUUCUGUUGUGAAUGCUGGCCACAAGACUAUGGA